AAAAUCCAGGACGAUCUGGAAGCCCUUGGCCGCGUUUUCUAUUCCAUGGCCGCCAACGACGUCAAUCCGCCCAAGGAACUUUUCGUGUCGCCCAAGCAACUGACACUCAUCGCUCUCAACCAACGAACGUCGGCCUCUGAAAUGAUUAACUUGCUCCUGAUGGAUUCCAGCAGUGAGUUGAAACCAAUUUCAGUCAACGACUUAUUGCUCCUCGGCCAAUCCUUUUUCCAGACUGGCUCAAUUCAGGAUCGUUUGAGGGACGUCAAGGAACUCGACGAUUUUCAAAAAUUAGUUGAAGGCGAUUUCAAUGUUGAAGGAUUGAAAGAAUUAAUUGUCGAAUCGCUGGAUGCUAUCCAACACAUUGAGGAAUUUGUGACAGAAGCCUUUGAGAAAUAUCCUGAAUUAUUUGCGGAAUUUAUUUGGGAUUUAUCAUCAUACCCGCCACUUGAAACAUUCAACAACAACAUACAACAACAUUCAACAACAUUCUACAACAUUCAACAAAUAGUUAACAGAGUUUGAUAUCACCACAUUAAUUCAUUCCCCGACAGUAAGACCAACUGUGACAUUUGUAGUGCGAAAUGUCUAUAGGCUCACAAGCGAUUCGACCACAACUACAACUGAUAUUUACUUUAGACCAGCACCUCAUUCAGUUAAAACGUUUUGAUAGAGGUGUGGCCUCCGUCUCUGUCAACAUCAUCAAUCAAAUGCGUCCAUGUCUAGCUGUUACUUUCUUAAUUGUCUUUUCAUCCGCAUGUGAGCUGCGAGCCGCAUUUCUUCCGUUUCACUCAGUCUGAUGAUGUCGAGUGGAACAGCAGCGACAUGAGUUUCCAGCAGAGUCUCCAGCCCAUGUUGGUCUGGAUGCGUUUCAUCGGAAUUUUCUUAGAGUCACCCGGAACAAUUCCAGCGGAAGCAGCGUCUCCCUGGAUUCGCAUUGGAAUUACCUGCUACGGUUUUCUAUUCUUUUUCGGCAACAUCUUUUUCAACGGAUUGCACAUCACCGAGUUCUUUGCUCUCAUCGAAAUCACCUCAUCUUACAGCUCGACCGCUUCGCUCUGGACGGUGGCCAUCAGCACACUCAACUUGGCCGCAAUGACCAUCUGUUCCCAAACGAGUUUAAUGUCCAGCGCUGCUACCAAAUGGCCAAAUUUAAUGCAAAUUCUCUGUCAAAUGGAAAACCAAGGAUUUUUUGAGACCAGAGACUUUUCAAAUUUUCGUCGCAUUUUCCUUGGAGGACUCAUUUCUAUCAUGGUAUUUGCAGUUACCAUUUUAGGUGCGACGGUAGUUCCAGUGUGGACACUCGACUGGCCCAUUUUCAGGAAAUGCCAAGCCUCGUUUCCCGCAUUCUGUUUAUUAUUCGUUUUUAGUGGUGGCGCUCUGUUUUCUAGUCUCGGAUGGAUGGUGUCUAACAUGCUGGACAUUCUAGCCCGGCAAGUUCAUCAAGCCAACAGGAAGAAUACAGAAAUAAACUGGACCAAAAGAAUUAAUACUUGGAGACGUCAGUAUUUCAUGAUUUCGCAGUUGGUCGAUGAAAUCAGUCGUUGCAACGGUCCUCUACUCUUGACGCUCAUUGCAACUGGCUUCGUCCAGAUGAUUGUUUUCUCUUACAACAUUAUGCAAAAUGUCAUCGACAAUUGCCACGUCUGUAUUGUGAACCAAUUUCUGCUCUUGGCCACUCAAUUUUCAUUUUUUCUCGUCCUCAUCUACGUGCCGCAUCGCAUACGGGAAUCGGCAAUCGCAUUUAGUAAGCAAUUGCAGUGCAUUGAACAAGGCCCCGAAAAUAACGAUAAGGUAGUAGUAAUCAUUUAA
This is a messenger RNA of Daphnia pulex (common water flea), 1809 nucleotides long. RefSeq lists its product as uncharacterized. Gene Ontology annotation, cellular component: membrane. Gene Ontology annotation, biological process: sensory perception of taste. The transcript is spliced from 3 exons. NCBI's taxonomy places the organism in Eukaryota, Metazoa, Arthropoda, Branchiopoda, Diplostraca, Daphniidae. Bases 823 to 1809 code for a protein of 328 amino acids. The record is from RefSeq and is a predicted model, not a curated record.